AUGAAGGGUGAUCAAGAGGAAGGGUCGGACAGCAGUGCAGCAGCCAUCAUAAAUUCUAGAUUUCGUCAGAAACAGCUCGACCGCUUCAAGCAGAAAAUCUUCAAAGCCAGUCGCCUCAACUGUGGGUACAGUGACGAAGCGGACGAUACAGGCAAGAAAGUGCUUCUGUUCUGCUGCGCCGUUUGCCUCAUCGCGCUGCUCAUGGGUCUAUUUUUAUGGACAUCCAAUUUGAGUCAGGAGGAGGACAUCGACGGUACCGCCACGUACAAACCACCGAAGCACAAAGGUCCAGGAGGGAGCGGCGCAGCAACUACAGCUCAGGACCUCGGAACAACUGCCGCGUUAACGACUAAAAUAUACGUUACAGUUCAGCCCCACAGAUCUGAAGAGGAUUCAACCCAGAGUGUAACGGAAUCAUCAGAAAUGAACACAGCAGCAACUAUUAUAGCUACUUCCAGUUCACCUGAGCCAGCAUCAAGCACCGAGACCCCGACUAAAGCAAUCGCUACGACCCCGACUAAAGCAAUAGCAACGACCCUGACUGUGACGACAACACCGGCCACGACCAUAUCAACGUUACCACCCAUCGUUUACAGACCCCCGACCUUGUACUCUGUAGUGUGCACCGUGGACUGCAACAUCAGGAUGGUGGUCCCGCCGGACGGUGUUUGCGACUUUAUAUUUUUCGACUCUCUAUAUGUGACUUGCGGUGGCGGAGUCGGCGACGCGCAAGCGACGCCCAAGUUACAGCGCUUCUUCGACCUGGCCGCUCAAGGCAACGACACGCAGUUUGGAUGCUCCAUAGACGCAUUAAAGCUUGGCGAAUUUGUCACUGACAUCGGGAAAUCAGAUUCCCUGAAAUGGGCUCAGGAGAAACUGUGGGCAAACAACGUGUACCACUGGGGCGUCAUGAAUAUCUACCACGUUCUCCUGUUUCAAGACCCGGAUAUCGUGAAGAAAGCGCUCGAGGCCCUGAAGGCAGCGGCCCAGUUCUCCCAGCCUUCCUCAGUAAAAAGGGUGGCGUCGUAUACAUUUCUCGGAGUAUAUGCCCUAUGGCAUCUGAAACCUUGUGAAAAUAUUGGCCUCCACUCGAAAUCUGUCUUCUCACCGGACAUGAUUGUCUUGCUUGGACAUUUUUCGUACCAAGAGAAUAAGUUCAAAGGAUUCUCCUACAAAUGCUAUGUAUUUGCGCCCAAUCUGCUUAAUAUGCACGUGAAUCUGUUGUAUGCCAGUACCAAGGCCGCCCACUACUAUCAUACACUCGGAGAUGCGGCGGUCCUUGCAAAUUGUCUUCGUGAGGAUCAAGACAUCCAAAGUCCCCUUGCAAUUUCUUUUACACUAAAAGCCCGGAUGUAUCAGCCUGAAGUAAAACAGCCCAUUGACGAAACGAUGUUCUCGAAAUGCGUUCCCGGAAAUUUUUCGCAGGACGUGGAUCCCCUUGAGUUCUGCGAUCUCGCCAAGAAAGGCUACGUCAGUGGGCCGUUCUUCGAGAAUUUUGACAAAACAAUGUAUGCUUUCGUAACAACACCGGAAAGGACCACAGUCGUCUACUUCGACCGUACAGACACGCUUCGUAUAAAGACAUCAUGAGGCACAUUUUAGUGAAAUGCUUUAACGACGAUAAGUGGGACGUUUAUCCGUUAAAGUGCUUGGCUCACCCAGCUUCUAGUCUUCGACUGAUGUGCGAGCCUGUUUGUUUUGAUGAGUUGCGCGGCAGAGGUCAUGAUGCCUGUUGGAGAGAAGGCACCCCGAAACAGUCGCAGCCGCAGUUCUGAAGACAGGUUGCGCAUGCAGCAAAUUCCCAGGUGCGAAAGUGUUCUACGCCAAACGCACCUUGGCGUCGUGCAAGAGACACCCGUUGAUAUGGGACUGAUUCACUAGCAAGCUCGCAUCUCUGUUGCCACUCUCCAUCAAGCGGGAUUUUCAACUAUUUUGUGUGCUGCUCUGCGGUGUACUAGCUGCCACAUGGAUGCUGUGAAGGCUUACUUUCGAUUUGCUCGGGCGUUUAGUAGCAAAGGAUGGGCUACGUUUUGAGGGGAGGCAGUUACUUUUGUUUGUGAGAAUGUUUACCAGCCUAACCAAGUGAUACGUGCGUACUGAAAACAGCAGCACGAACAGAGGCUGACGACGCAGUAGGUAAGAGCUCACACGAGUGCAAACUCUACUAAAAGCUUACUUUUGAUUACAGAGGUAUUAAACAAACUGGUCAAUUUGACAAUGGUAAAAAUCCGUGCAUGCGUGGCAGAAACAACCACGUGCGACAAGAAAAAGAAUAUUAAUAAGCCAUGUCAUGUAGAAUAAUCGUGCGUCAAAAACGAGAACUAUCGGACAAAUCUUUCCAAAAAGCGAAAGAUUUGUCCGAUAAGUGAUACUACCCAACGUGAAAUACUCUUUUGAGAACUGCAAAUUUUUCCCCAAAAGGGCAACAGAGAUCUUGGUUAUGCAUUUGUUUCGUGUGUGAUCAAUAAAUAUUGCUUCUGGAACUCCUGAGGUGUUGAGGUAUAGAGCAGAAAGAACGAUUGUUUCAUCACAAAGACCAGAACACAAGAGGGCUUAUGGAAGCAUUAUUUAUUGAUCACGUAGAAAUAUUCAUAAGGAAGAUUUCUGUGACCCUUAGUGGGAAAGAGUUGCUGCAGUACUUCUCGUUAAUAUCAAUUACAGGACAAACCUUUCAGUUUUCAUGAGUUUGUUAGUUUUUUACGCGUAUGUUUAUACUACAGGGCGUAUUUCGGUCCUUUUUUGUUGUGCCGGGCUGUUUCUGCUGCGCAUCCAUGGCUUUUUCUUUGUGAAGUCGGCCAGUGUGUCUAAAAUCUUUGUCUUCACGAAUAAACUUCUAGUUGAGACAGCGUUCAUGUGUGUUCCUACCAUAAUUCAUCCUUGUCGUCUCUGUUUGGGUGGUUGUGAAAUAUAAAUGUACACCGAAUUGGCGAAGUCUCCAUAGAAUUGAUACAUGCAGUUAUUUGCGCUGUUUAUUUCAGGAAGAACGCUAUAGGGUCUUCUCUUUGUUAUUAAAACUGAGUACAUUUUUCUAGUUCAACUUAAAGGAGUCCCCUGAGGAAGCCAAUAAGCGUGGUGGAAACUUCUUUUGUGUGUAAGAUUUAUAAAUUUCAUCCAUUCAAGGCAUGACAUGGCACAUGCCUGAUCGUAGGUUGCAAGCAUUCGUAGUAAGAUCUACUUUUCGGUUCUCAUGACGCUUCUUUGCACUGUGCUACAUUCUUCAGGCACAUGAACCUUUUUUAUGGUCUAAAUGCAUGCGAUCUUUUUCUUUAUGUUGGAGCGAAAAUUGAGAGCUUAAAUACGCAUAUAUAUCAUUUUCCUUGUAAUUUUUUUCAACACGAGUGCUAUAGCUCCCUCCGUCUUUCAGUUACUGCUUAGUAGCAAUUUUUAUGCAAACUUUAUGUAUAAUAUGCAGCAAAAUUCUGGUGCUAUUUUAAUAACAUUUUACCUGCGAAAUUAAGGUAAUUGGUGUCUUCUAUAUGCAUUUUAUUGCGUUUUUCACUGUCUCACCAAUCUGUCUGUCGAGUCAUUGGAACGUUUUCUCAUCCUUUAUGACUAUUUUUGGGGUACUUGGUACUGAAAGUGCAGGUGACCAUUUAUUUGGCCGUUUGGAAUUGUGUUAGCCGUGUGUUACUACCAAUUUUCUGUGCUAAAUUAUUUUUUCUCUUAUCGUUCAAGGUAUUAGCCUUGCCUUACCUCUUUAUUGACUGAGGUACCACUUAAUUGCUGGGCAUAGGGAAAAAGACCCCAAAAAGGGCUCUAAUGAGCUUUGUGCAAGUCCAGAAAAAUUACCUAAAAAUGAGCUCACUAAAUUGAGCAAAUGCCACCGACAAACUCUCUGUACCCCAAAUUAACAUAAUCAAAUAGUGUACUGUUUGUUCUUCACUUGUGUCAGGGAGAUAAGCUGCAUUCAUUACACAAAAGUUUUACAAGUUUAUUUCCGAAGAAAGCAAACAUGGCUCGUGAGAAACAUAUGAUUCAGGUGUUCACCAUGCCCGACAACUUUAAAAUGAUGUCUCGUCAAUUAAGAGAUGUUCAGUGAUGUUAUUUUAUAAAACAAUCGAACAACAUGAAAAUAUAUACAUCUCGAAGCCAAAGCUCAGGCAAGUCUACUUUGGUACUUCAUUAAAUCUUAAUCGCGAUGAAAGACGUGUGCUACAGCUUGUACAUAUUUACGUGAAGUCAUUUGUUUUAAGUCUGUUAUUUCGCCUUCUCACAGUCAGCCGUAGCUCUUCCUGUGAUGUGUUAGUGUGUGAAACAUUUUAAUGUAACAUAUUCAGAUGUCUUCUGUGUAUUCACAAGCAAGCAGCUUCAAGUGUUCAUGUGUUCAAAGUUGGUUGUUACAAGGGUAUGCUUAAGUCCUGCCAUUUGAGUCUCUCUGCCUUCUAGUCAUAAACUUAAGUCGAAAGUGAAGACCACAAUGAUCGUUUUGAUUGAAUUCAUAGGCAUAGGUUUUUUUUCAGAUGUAUAUACACUGCUAGACUGCUGUAGGUACUAGCGUAUGUCUCCAGGUUCGAUUCAGUGGUGCCUUAUAUACUGUAAUAAUGUUUCACGUGAACGCAUCUCUAGUGUAAAUAAAGCAACUUCAGGUUUA
Messenger RNA from Dermacentor andersoni, 4591 nucleotides. RefSeq lists its product as uncharacterized. The record is from RefSeq and is a predicted model, not a curated record. Lineage: Eukaryota; Metazoa; Arthropoda; Arachnida; Ixodida; Ixodidae.